Molecule: messenger RNA, 879 nt
Organism: Aspergillus caelatus
Lineage: Eukaryota; Fungi; Ascomycota; Eurotiomycetes; Eurotiales; Aspergillaceae
Product: pyrroline-5-carboxylate reductase family protein
Exons: 2
Coding region: 1-879 (292 amino acids)
Biological process (GO): L-proline biosynthetic process
Molecular function (GO): pyrroline-5-carboxylate reductase activity
Source: RefSeq, a predicted model, not a curated record
AUGGGAAUUAACGCUCAAUUAACAGUUGCCGUUAUCGGCUGUGGAACACUGGGAACUGCAAUUACUGCCGGUAUUCUCAGUCCAACAGAAACGACUGACCUCGGAGUCAAGCAUAUUACCGCGACCGUUGGAACCGAACCGUCCAAGCAGCGGGUUGAAAAUACCCUAUCUCAACACUCGUCACGCCUCAUAGUCCUUACCCAAGAGGAAAAUGUCCGUGCAGUGCGGGAAGCAGAUGUGGUAUUGCUGGCUAUGAAGCCUGUCAAGAGAACAGACGUUUUUGCCGCACCAGGGUUCAAGGAAGCUUUGCAAGGUAAACUCGUCAUCAGUAUCAUGGCAGGUAUCACCACCAAAGCAUUGAAUAGCCUAGCCCUCGGUGAAGACGCUGCCUCAAACAGUGGACGUGCGCUCCAAUGCGUGCGUGCAAUGCCCAAUAUGGCGGCCAAGAUCCGAGAGGCCGUGACAUUCUACACUGCUGGUCCCGGCACAACGAAGGAGAACCUCGAGAUUGCGUCCUGGGUAUUUAGUCAAGUUGGGGAGGCGCAGAGCAUCCCCGAAAGUUCUUUUGAUAUCUGUGCAGUUUUAGUUGGUUGUUCUGGCUCCCUCCUGCUCCUCGCGAUCGAUGGGCUACUGGAUGCUGCCGUUGCGGAGGGCGUGAAGAGGCCUGAUGUGCAAAACCUGGUGGUAAAUAGUGCAAUUGGGAUGAUGAAGCUGGUACCUGCUGGAGAUCACCCGAGUGUUCUCCGAGAGAAGAUUGCUUCUCCCGGAGGUUGCUCUAUCCGAGCUCUCCUCGAGUUGGAAAAGCUGGGUGUUCGCUCGGCGUUUACGACUGCUAUCAUGGCAGCAGCGGAGAAGUCUAAACGCAUGUCAUCGUCUUGA